Messenger RNA from Cylas formicarius (sweet potato weevil), 1359 nucleotides. It is a transcript of the gene Nup44A, whose product is annotated as nucleoporin SEH1. Bases 152 to 1252 code for a protein of 366 amino acids. Gene Ontology annotation, cellular component: Seh1-associated complex; nuclear pore outer ring. The record is from RefSeq and is a predicted model, not a curated record. Gene Ontology annotation, molecular function: protein binding; structural molecule activity. NCBI's taxonomy places the organism in Eukaryota, Metazoa, Arthropoda, Insecta, Coleoptera, Brentidae. The transcript has 6 exons. Gene Ontology annotation, biological process: cellular response to amino acid starvation; positive regulation of TORC1 signaling.
GGUAGACAAAUGAUUGUGGCACAGAUGUUCAACCAGUAAUAAGGAAGAUCCCUGCUGAAAUUAUAAAAGUUCUUGUUUUGGUUAAAAAUUUUAUAAACACAAAUUGGUUUAAGUUUUUGAUAUUUAUUUUCUUUCGCAUUUUGAUAUAAUUAUGUAUGAGGCACAAGAAAUUAAUGCAGAACACAAAGACCUUAUCAACGAUGUGGCUUACGAUUAUUAUGGUACUCGCAUGGCCACAUGUUCUACCGAUCAUUUUGUUAAAGUUUGGGAUCAAAAUAAGGAAGGAAAAUGGACGCUAACUUGCAGCUGGAAAGCGCACAGCGGGGCUGUUUGGAAAGUUACCUGGGCUCAUCCGGAAUUUGGGCAAGUGCUGGCCACUUGUUCGUUUGAUCGCACGGCCGCUGUUUGGGAAGAAAUAGUUGGAGACCCUGGACCAGGCAAAAGAGGCACUAGGCAUUGGGUCAGACGAACAAAUUUGGUUGACUCUAGAACAUCUGUCACUGAUGUUAAGUUUGGGCCAAAAAAUCAAGGACUGCAGUUGGCAACAUGCUCUGCCGAAGGAAUUAUAAGGAUUUAUGAAGCUCCAGAUGUUAUGAAUUUGAGUCAGUGGACCUUGCAACAUGAAAUACAAUGCAAACUGUCACUAAGUUGCCUUUCAUGGAAUCCCAGUUUAUCUAAGUUACACCCUCAGAUGAUAGCUGUAGGUAGUGAUGAGGCCAAUCCGUCUUUAGGUGGGAAAGUAUUUAUCUAUGAAUACAGCGAAAAUUCAAGAAGAUGGAUAAAACUAGAAUCUGUUAGUAGUAUUACAGAUGCCGUGCAUGAUAUAGCGUUUUCUCCCAAUCUGGGAAGGAGUUUUCACAUUUUAGGAGUAGCUACCAAAGAUGUCAGAAUAUUGAAUUUAACACCCGUGGAGGAUGAACAAAAUGCCCAAACUGGUGGUACAAAAUUGGAUAUUCAGACUGUGGCGCAGUUUGAUGAUCACAACUCUACAGUUUGGCGAGUAUGCUGGAAUGUUACUGGCACAAUCCUCGCGUCAAGCGGUGAUGACGGAUGCGUUAGAAUGUUUAAAAUGAACUACCUUAAUUCAUGGAAACCAGUGACAGCUUUGAAAGGAGACGGAGCUCCAGUGGUAACAGAAGCGGCAGCUUCUGUUUCUCCAGCUUCAGCCGGAACUGUGGCAUCUGUCGCGUCCCAAACAGCAAGAUACAUAAAACUAGGGGCGAUUUCACAGGCGAGAGAUACUUGGUACUAAAUGAGGACCAUUUAAAAAAUAAAUUAGAGAUUAAGUAUUAUUUUUUUAUAUUAAAAUGUAGUUUUCGUACAGUGCGGUAGUACAAAAAUUACCAAAACUUCAGUGAC